Silurus meridionalis is the source of this 3318-nucleotide messenger RNA. It is a transcript of the gene adra2c, whose product is annotated as adrenoceptor alpha 2C. Gene Ontology annotation, cellular component: membrane. Gene Ontology annotation, molecular function: alpha2-adrenergic receptor activity. NCBI's taxonomy places the organism in Eukaryota, Metazoa, Chordata, Actinopteri, Siluriformes, Siluridae. Gene Ontology annotation, biological process: regulation of smooth muscle contraction; platelet activation; regulation of vasoconstriction. The coding region runs from base 832 to 2109 and encodes 425 amino acids. The transcript has a single exon. The record is from RefSeq and is a predicted model, not a curated record.
GAGAUCUGGACGCAGAGGAUGUGAUUUGCAAUUUUGAAAACGAGGGUUUGGUUUCCAGUGCAAAAGCGCGUCUGUAAUGUUUUCGGACAGGCCAAUUCACCGACUCACGAAGUGUUAAAAAAAAUACAUAUAUUUCCGAUUAUAUUUCCGCUGCACAAUGGAACAGUUUGAAGCUCAUCUCACGCGCUCUUGUAGGCGUAAAAGUAGCCGGGGAAAGAGGGCGGAAACGCGCGUAAAGCACCGGCUCAGGUGCGCUAAUCCCUGCAGCCGGAUCAGACAGCAUAUAGGAACAAAUAUUAGAUUAUUGCAAAUUUCCUUUUGACUUUUCUGGGGCGGAGCUACGAUCAUCUGGGCAGCACGUGGACGGUGCGCUUCAGCGCGAGCGAGCGAGCGAGAGAGAGAGAGAGAGGAAGAAAGAAAGAACGGGAGAGAGCGCGCGCGAAGAUGCCGUGGAGAGCAGAGUCGGUGAAUGGCGAGAUGGGCGCAUGGAGCACCUUGUCCUCCGGUGAUACUAAACUAUCCACAGAGUAACUCUUUGUAAUAAUAAUAAUAAUAAUAAUAAUAAUAAUAAUAAUAAUCAUAAUCAUAAUAAUAAUAAUAAAUAUUAUUAUAACAAUAAGGGACUAGUGUGUGUAAGGAUUUCUGCUAGUGAGGAAAAAGCAGAGACGGGAGCGAGAUGAAAGAAACGGACGGACAGAAGAGGAGGAACGCGGUGAGACCGGGAACAGCGCGAUCUCCACGGGACGUCGGGAAUCCCGCGGCGCGCUGCGCUCACGCCUAACCACACUUCCACGAAGGAUUUCUGGAAAAAAAAAUCCAACUGAAGACAAAAUGGAUAACUUGAGUUUCUACAGCGCAAUGGACUACUCCAAUGACACUGGGAAUUGGACCAGUAGCUACACUCUGGCCACUGUUAUCGGACUCGCCGGUUUGGUAAGCUUCCUCAUUUUGUUCACUAUAGUUGGAAAUGUGCUGGUGGUGAUCGCGGUGCUGACGAGCCGAGCGCUCAAGCCACCCCAGAAUCUUUUCCUGGUGUCUUUGGCUACUGCAGAUAUCCUGGUGGCUACCCUUAUCAUGCCUUUCUCUCUGGCAAACGAACUAAUGGGUUACUGGUUCUUUGGGCAAGUCUGGUGUGAUAUCUAUCUCGCUCUGGACGUGCUCUUCUGCACCUCCUCCAUCGUUCACCUGUGUGCCAUCAGCCUAGACAGGUACUGGUCAGUAACGCAGGCAGUGGAGUACAACCUGAAGCGCACGCCACGCCGUGUGAAAGCAAUGAUCGUGGUGGUGUGGCUGAUCUCGGCCGUGAUCUCCUUCCCACCACUCAUCUCCAUGGACCGAAGCAGUGAAGGCGGUAAACGUGAGCCACAGUGUCAGCUCAAUGAUCACACGUGGUACAUCCUGUACUCCAGUAUUGGCUCCUUUUUUGCACCCUGUCUCAUCAUGAUCCUUGUGUAUGUGCGCAUCUAUCAGGUGGCCAAAACACGCACCCGGAGCAUGUCAGAGAAGCGUCAUGAACCACAGGAAGCACCACGCCUUGAAAACAGUCUGAGCAGAGACGACUCAGGCCGGCAGAAUGGGCACUGUGUAUCUCCACCACAGCCUGUUACUAAAAAGCCUCCCGAAGAUGAACCUGAUGCCGAACUGGACGACAGCAGCUCUUCAGAUGAGAAGGCUAAGCGGGCACGUCGCGAGUCAGCAGCAGGCCGGAGAGAACGCCGGGCCAGCCGCAAGAACAGCUCCAGCUCUAAGCACUCAAGCCGAAAGUCCCGUGCCAGCAGCAAGUCCUUGGACCUGUUCUCCUCUCGCAGAAAGCGAAGAAGCACCAUGUCCAGAAAGAAGAUCUCACAAGCUCGUGAGAAGCGCUUCACCUUUGUCCUGGCUGUGGUCAUGGGUGUGUUUGUGGUCUGCUGGUUCCCAUUUUUCUUCAGCUACAGUCUGUACGGAAUCUGCCGAAAACCUUGCGAGAUUCCAGAUGCUCUCUUCAAGUUCUUCUUCUGGAUUGGCUAUUGCAACAGCUCCCUCAACCCUGUCAUCUACACCAUCUUUAACCAGGACUUCCGCAGGGCUUUUCAGAAGAUCCUGUGCAAGCCAUUGAAGAGGUCUUUUUAGAGGAGCAUGAUGGUUGGUGGUCUAAUUGGCACAAAAAAAAACAGCCUCACCUGACAAAAAAGCCAUGGAUGUUUACAUAGAAAUAUACUUGUACUGUAUUUCAGCAGCAGCAGUAUUCAAACACCAACUGUCCCUCUGCAUCAAUGCCUUGACAAUCUUCCUCGAACACAGAUAUUAAUGUUGAUCUGUUUUACUGUCUGAAGCACUAAGCUCUGUCAGGAUGGCAGCUGUGGUCUGUCAAUUCAUACAGUAGCGAGGUCUUAUAAAAAAUAAAAUAAAAAAAACCCGCCCACCUAAAAGCAGCGACACUGUACCUUGUUUUGCGGAAAAACAGACUAAUCUUAAUUACAGCCACAGGCACUUGUGCUGUAGAAAGAGACAUUACCUGAUAUUUAUGAUCAGUUUGCACAUAUGGCUUUCGUCUUUGGGACUAGAGGGCUAUUUAACAUUAAAGGUCAUUUCCUUUUUAAAUAUAGAGAGAUGUAAUAUAAAAAAGCGGAAAUGAAAAACAAAUCAUGGGACUGUGUAUUGUUUGUUUUUCCUUUUUUUUCAGCAGACAAAAUUGAACAUUGGUUACUUAGGGAAUAGAGGAGAUUCAGUCCCUACAGAGGGACAUCACUGAAAGAUAGAUGAGAUAUGUUUUCUCCUGCUAUUACAAGGCACCUCUGGAGGAAACAAACCCCAACAGGGCUUUAAACUGCGUGCCGUUACCUUAAUCCGUCUGCCAACUCAUGUGCUUUUAAUAAACACUGGAUUGCUGCUGAAGCUCGAUACGAUGUGAUGCCAUUCCUGAAAACCGUCCUGAACACAUAUUCGCAUUGUAAAACAGCUAUGUACGAUUGUAUAAAGUAUUUAUAAGAUAACUGUUCUCCAUAAUUUGUUUAAGAAUUUCUGAGCAACUGAUGCCAUUCUGUGCUCAUGCUUGUUAGUUGUAUCAAAUUGUUCUAUGGCACUAUAUAUGAUGACACUGUAUAAUAUACAUUACAAAGGGCAAAGCCAUUUUUAUGGAAUGUUUCUUUACUGUACGUCAUGAAAACCUCUUGCCCUUCCUGGGUGUAAGACUAUGUUUGUGGUUUGUUUGUUUGUUUGUUUUUUCCUGGCUCCGCCUUCUUGUGAUAUAUCUGAAUUGGCCAAACUGGUCACCACAAGCACAUUUGAUGAAUGAAAACAAUUUAAUAAAUAAAUUGUACUUCUACUUACCUCUGUAAA